This is a messenger RNA of Trichomonas vaginalis G3, 2283 nucleotides long. Its product is annotated as surface antigen family. The coding region runs from base 1 to 2283 and encodes 760 amino acids. Lineage: Eukaryota; Parabasalia; Trichomonadida; Trichomonadidae. The record is from RefSeq and is a predicted model, not a curated record. The transcript has a single exon.
AUGCCUAUAUGCCAGCUACGGGUAACAAAUAAUGCUAUUUCAGGAAUAUAUGGUCAUGAUACAUGUUCGAUUCAAAGUGAUGUAAUAAAUGAUAGCAUCACAGAACUAUGGUCAAUACCAAAUCUUGUUGAUAUUGCAAAUUUCUCGAAUUUUGUUAAAAUUCGAAAAAUUCCCAACAGAUUAUUUGAAGAGCAUUAUAAACUGAUCCAAAUAGUAUUUCCACCAAAUCUUAUAGAAAUUGGUAUCAAUUCAUUCGCCAAUUGUUAUAAUUUGAUAGGAACAAUUGAUUUAUCAAAUCUAGAAAUUCUUGAUUGGGCUGCUUUUUAUAAAUGUUAUAGUUUGAAUGGAACUAUCAAUCUUCCGAAAGUGAAAAAUAUUGGAAUAUGUGGAUUUUAUAGAUGUUACAAUUUGACUGGAUCGCUUAAUUGUCCAUAUUUAGUAUCGAUUAAUAAUAGUGCAUUUUGUAAUUGCUAUAAAUUUACAGGACCAAUUAACUGUCCUAAUUUAGAAACUAUUGAAUGGGAAGCAUUUUGUAAUUGUUAUAGCAUGACUGGACCAUUGAACUUGCCUAAGGCAAAAUUCGUUAGUAUUAGUGCAUUUUAUAAUUGCUAUAAAUUGACUGGACCAAUUGACUUUCCUUUAUUGGAAACUAUUGGUGAAAUGGCUUUUUAUCAAUGUUAUGAUUUAACAGGACCUUCACAUUUACCUAAUGUAAAAGCUAUUGAUAGUAAAGCAUUUUAUCAAUGUUUCAAUCUAACAGGUUCAAUUGAUUUACCUAAUUUAGAAUACAUUAAUGAUAGUGUGUUUUAUGAAUGCCACAGUUUAAACGGAAUCAUAAAUCUUCCAAAAUUGAAACAAAAUUAUAUUAGUGAUUAUUUAUGUUAUUGUUGUUAUAAUUUAACUGGCUCAAUUAAUUUUCCUAAUGUUGAAUCAAUUGGGAAUUACGCAUUUUACCAAUGCUACAAUAUUAAUAGACUUGAAGAUAUCCAUAAUGUAAUUUCAAUUGGAGUUUAUGCAUUUUACACAUGCUAUUGUUUAGAAGGAUGUAUUACACUUCCUAAAUUAAAAACAAUUGACUCUGCUGCCUUUGAUCGUUGCCAAAAAUUGACAGGAAUAAUUGAAUGUCCAAAAUUAGAAACUAUUGGUGCCAUCUCAUUUGCAGGUUGUAUUGUAUUGUCAGAACUAAAGCACCUUCCUUCUCUAACAACAAUAGGAGAUUAUGCAUUUGAUUCUUGUUAUAAUUUUAUUGGGUAUCUAGAUCCAACAAAUCUCCCCAAUCUCGCAUCAAUUGGCUAUCAAUCAUUUUUUAAUUGUUAUAAUUUUCAAGGACCUAUAGUUCUUCCAAAAUUAAUAAAUAUAUCAAAUUAUUCAUUUAAAAUUUGUUGUAAUUUAACAGGAAUAAUUGAUUGUCCUAAAUUAGAAUUGAUUGGAUUUGAAGCUUUUUCGGAAUGCCCUAAACUAUCGGGUCCUUUACAUAUUCCCAAUAUCAAAUUGAUUUAUCCAUGUGCCUUUUUUAACUGUGAUAAUUUAAUAGGUACAAUUGAUUUUCCACAUAUAGAGUAUAUUGGUUAUUCUGCAUUUUUAAAUUGUUCAAAUUUGGAAAAAUUAGUUAGUCUUGGUAAUCAUUCAUCUAUUUAUCAAGGAACAUUUUGGAAUUGCAGCAGAAUGAAAGGAUCUUUCAAUAAUUUUUCGUUUGAAUAUAUAAGGAGUUAUGUAUUUUGUAAAUGCACAGAAAUGCGUGGAAUACUUGAUUGUAGUAGAUUAACAGAGAUCACUGAAUAUUCAUUUUCUGGAAGUUCUAUUGAAGGACUUAUUAAUACCGAAAAUAUAACAAUGAUUAAACAAUAUGCAUUUUGCAACUGUAUAUGUCUUUCAGGUUUUAUUAAUCUCAGCAAUGCAAUAACAAUUCAAGAAUGUGCAUUUCUAAAUGACACUAAAAUAUCAAGUAUCAUAUUGUGGAAUUCACAAGUUGACAUUUCAUCAAAUGCAUUUGAUCCUUCAGUAAAUUUGACUUUGCUUAAUCCACUAAACCUCGACAGAAAUAUUAUUUCAAACUAUUCUCUUAAGAGUUUCAUCAUAUUUUACUUAGGACUCAGUGACUCUAAUAACAAAACAAUAUCUACCAUAUAUGAAUAUGCAAAUCGGAUUUAUGUAUUAUGUAACUAUUCAAAUGAAACAUUUUAUGAUAGAUAUGCUUAUAAACUAUGUCCCAAAAAGAGUAUAAAUAAUCAAAAGAGGAAAUUUGUUAAAAAGAGUUUAUUUUUAGGUUUCACAUGUAAUUAA